UGAGAUUACACCCGUCCGGCCUAUAACAAAAGCGACCACACCGGCGUGAACGGAGAGUUUAGGGCGAGGCGAGGGUUUUUGGCAGGCCGCGAUGCAGACUGCAAGGAGACGAUUCUUGCGGACCCUCCUCUUCGGCCGCUUCCCUCCUCCACCAUCGCCUGCCUCUUCCUCGAUAGCAACCCUCGUUCGCGGAUCGUUGGACAGAUCGCUGCCUUGCGCCACCCUCGCGGCACCGUGGUCCGCAUUCCAAAGCCGAGGCGCUAAAGUGCUGGGCACCGAUGUGAGGAUUGGGAAUGUUAUACAAAGAAAAGGCCGUAUGUAUCAGGUACUAAAAGCACAACAUACACAACACGGAAGGGGAGGAGCCACAAUACAGGUGGAACUUCGAGAUGUUGAUACUGGGAACAAAAUAACUGAAAGAUUUCGCACUGAUGAAGCUCUUGAGAGAGUUUUUGUUGAGGACAAGUCAUUCACAUACCUGUAUCAGGAAGGCGAGUUUGUAAUGCUAAUGGAGCCCAACACGUUUGAGCAGAUUGAAGUGCAGAAGGAGAUGUUUGGCAAGGCUUCUGCCUAUUUAAAAGAAGACAUGACAGUGAGACUGCAGUAUUAUGAUGGAAAACUGAUGUCUGCAUCAGUUCCUCAUCGUGUAACAUGCAAGGUUGUUGAAGCACAACCUAAUAUCAAAGGGCUAACAGCUGCUCCUCAGGCACCACCUUUUGUUGAAACUGGUGAGGAGAUCAUUAUUAAUACAACCGACGACUCAUAUAUUACAAGGUCUCCAUAGCAAAAAAAUUAGUGCUAAACAGGGCAAAGGAGUAGCAUUUUUGAGGUAAAGCAUGCACCUUAGCCUAUUUAUUGACAGAGGGUGACUAGUUUCCCCAAGUGGCUCUAUCCAGUUAUAUUCGAUUAUGAGUUGUACAAUUGAGAUGCUUUGUAAAAAGAAAUUUACCCUUCUUGUUUAAACUUUUGAGGAAAUUUGAUGAAUAAAAUAUUGAAAUAUUUGCUUAAAGAUGUGUUGAAUAAUUUAA
This is a messenger RNA of Musa acuminata subsp. malaccensis (wild Malaysian banana), 1028 nucleotides long. Lineage: Eukaryota; Viridiplantae; Streptophyta; Magnoliopsida; Zingiberales; Musaceae. The record is from RefSeq and is a predicted model, not a curated record.